Momordica charantia (bitter melon) is the source of this 533-nucleotide messenger RNA. RefSeq names its product wound-induced basic protein. Lineage: Eukaryota; Viridiplantae; Streptophyta; Magnoliopsida; Cucurbitales; Cucurbitaceae. The record is from RefSeq and is a predicted model, not a curated record.
UUUCUCGUAUCGCCGAUAUUUAUAUAAUAGGCCAGCGUCAGACACAGAGUAGGGUUUUUGCUCGGAAAUCGGAGUAUUGUUGCUGCUGCUGCCGUCGCCGUCGCCGUCGCCGCCAAUCGGUCACGAUGAUCUACGACGUCAACUCUCCUCUGUUCCGCUCUUUCCUCAGCCAGAAGGGAGGAGGAGACUCCGAUAAAAGAAAAAUUGAGGAACAGAAGCCCAAAGAGCAGAAAUUCAAGGCGAACGAGAACAAGCCGGUCAUGACAGAGUAAUAACUACAUGAAUAUGUAGGGGUUCCAGAUCAUAUUGCAGUCAGAGUUCGAAUUGCUUUAGUAGAACAAGUUUGCAUCUUCCUUGUAUGAUUUUAUUGAACAUUCUGCCAUUGAAGCCUUUGAGCUUGCUUGCAAUGGGCAAGUUUAUUUCUAAGUUCGCAUUGAGUCAGCCUGCCCGGCAAAGAGUAACAAUUCUGAAUCUUUGUUAUUGAAGCCAGAAGGCAUGAUAUAAUGCAGCACCUCUUUCCUUUUCUAUGAUUU